Eremomyces bilateralis CBS 781.70 is the source of this 540-nucleotide messenger RNA. RefSeq lists its product as uncharacterized. The coding region runs from base 1 to 225 and encodes 74 amino acids. The record is from RefSeq and is a predicted model, not a curated record. The transcript is spliced from 4 exons. Gene Ontology annotation, biological process: microtubule nucleation by interphase microtubule organizing center; gamma-tubulin complex localization; mitotic spindle assembly. Lineage: Eukaryota; Fungi; Ascomycota; Dothideomycetes; Eremomycetales; Eremomycetaceae. Gene Ontology annotation, cellular component: interphase microtubule organizing center; spindle; gamma-tubulin ring complex.
AUGCCUCCUCAAGAAGCUGACAAACGCCAAGCGGCCCGCGAGGUCAUCGACAUCCUCGACGAGAUUUCAGGUCUCCUGAACACGAAACUGACGCGCCAACAACUGUCAUACUGCGUGUCGUUGAUUGAGAAUGGCGUCAAUCCGGAAGCACUUGCAAAUGUGAUCCAGGAGCUGCGGCAACAGUAUCCUGACUCUGGCUACGCAGACGAAGGAGGAAGAGCGUGAUGAUGCUACUAUUGCUCCUAGUUGGGCAAUGACAUAGCCAGCGGCUUGUUCAUGAAGGCGUCGAGCCCCCAUUUAACAAAUAUGAGUGUGUUCGCCAGAGCUCCGGAAUCGGACUUGAGGGUUCCUGAGAAUCAAAAUCGAGGCAUUGGUAAUACACUGUCUCCUUCAUCACGAGGCCGUUCAAGCUUAUUGGGAUGCUAGGAGGGGAAGCAGUGCGAAGAACCUAGCUAUGAGAGGCGUUAGAGUUGGUUCUAGCUCAGAACCAUUGCCCGCAUUUCGGGUCCACGACUAAUGAUAUGAUGAAUUUCUCCUCUC